UAACACACAGUAGAGUUGAGAGGCGAAUAAACGUUGACUAUCAACGACUCUACAGUCCAGAAUUUCAAGGGUUUAGUUUCUUCAUUUCCAGAAAUUUACAGAGAAACCACUCUUCAUCAAUAUUAAGCUUAUCUGCUGUUGCAAUGUCGGAAAAUCCAAAAUCCACAGUUUACGUAGGCAAUUUGGAUGAGAGAGUUACUGAUAGGGUCCUAUACGACAUCCUUAUACAAGCAGGCCGAGUAGUUGAAUUAUACAUUCCCCGAGACAGGGAAACAGAUAAACCUAAGGGUUUUGCCUUUGCGGAGUAUGAAUCAGAAGAGAUUGCUAAUUAUGCUGUCAGGCUUUUCUCUGGCCUGGUGACUUUGUACAACCGGACGUUGAGAUUUGCGAUCUCUGGGCAAGAUAAGGCAUCUUCUAACACAACCUCUACAUCGAUGCACACAUCAAAUUCACCCCACAAGUCCAGGUUUCAUCACGUACCUUUUAACAAUAUGGAAGAUCCUCAUCAUCCCUCCAGGUUGUCAUCAUCUAGUAGAUUUCCAGCGAACCCAGGCCGUUACGAGCCAGAGCUGCUCCCCCCUGGUGUAGAACAAGAUUCUAGUUCGUUUAGGUCUCGUGAUGGCAACAGUCAUGAUUACUCACGAAGAGUAUUUGGGGCAAGUUUGGACAGUAUUGGCCGCUCUAGGCCGGGGCGCUAUUAAUCAAGUAACCUAAUUACUUACCCUUCUUAUGAACUUCUCCAAGUAUGGUUUAGAUGCAUGUCUGACCUGUAGAUUCAGAUUGGCUAGUCUAGUUUAUUACUUGUAGUACAGGAUUUGGGUCAGUAGAAAAAUAUUGUAAUGCUAUCGUAAUGGCUACCUUAAUUGGGUAAGUAAAUGUAUCAGACCUGUUUUCUUAUGUUGCUUUAUGAUACAUUCAUACUUCUUUUUUGUUA
Spinacia oleracea (spinach) is the source of this 934-nucleotide messenger RNA. RefSeq lists its product as uncharacterized. The coding region runs from base 144 to 701 and encodes 185 amino acids. The record is from RefSeq and is a predicted model, not a curated record. Gene Ontology annotation, molecular function: RNA binding. NCBI's taxonomy places the organism in Eukaryota, Viridiplantae, Streptophyta, Magnoliopsida, Caryophyllales, Amaranthaceae. The transcript has 4 exons.